AUGGUCAAUUACCAGAAAUAUUGGGUUAAUUUUGAUAGGCGUACUCCUGAGUUUAGAAAGUGCCUCGAUGAAUUAUUUUUGGAUAUUGCCUUCUCUCAACCCGGUGUGAAAAAUCAAAUACGUUGUCCUUGUCCCAAAUACAACAUUUUUAUGUUCAAAUUUAGAAAUAAAGUUCAUCAUCAUGUGCGCCAAUGGGGGAUAGUGACCUCUUAUAAAACAUGGGUGCAUCAUGGUGAGAUACUUCAAGAUACAUCCACUAUAGAUGUGUCUGAUCUAAAUGAAAUUGAUUGUGAAAGGAAGAAUGAUUCUGCCACUUAUGAGAUGUUGCAUAACAUCUUUAGAGGAGAAACACUAGGGGAGAUGCCGAGAGAUUUCGCUACCAACAUAGAUGAAAAUAUAAAAGAAGAACCUCAUCAGGGGGCAAAGAGGUUCCAGAGGCUAAUGAGGGAUUAUGAGCAAAGCCUGUAUCCGGACAGUGGGAUAUCAAGGUUAUCUUUCAUUAUCAAGUUGUUUCAAAUGAAAUGUCGCUAUGGAUGGAGCAACAAUUCAGUUGAUGCUUUGUUGCUCUUUCUAGAAAGCAUAUUUCCAAAGGAAAAUUCUUGUCCAACUUCAUUUUAUGAUGCUCGAAAAGUGAUUCGAGAUUUGGGAUUAGAUUAUGAGAAGAUAGAUGCUUGUGUGAAUGAUUGCAUUUUGUUUUGGGGGCAAGAAUAUGCUGAUCUUGAUGAAUGUCCAAAGUGUAAGCAAUCUAGAUGGGUAAAGGGGAGGGGGAAUGAAAAGGAUAACCUUCGGAAGAAGGUACCCCAGAAGAUACUAAGAUACUUUUCGUUAAAACCUAGGCUUCAAAGGAUCUUCAUGUGUGAAGAAACAGCGCGAGCAAUAAGGUGGCACAAAGAGAAACGACUUGACAAUGGAGUCCUAAAACACCCAGCAGAUUCGAUGGCGUGGAAGACAUUCGAUGAGGAGCACGAAUGGUUUGCACGCUCUAAAUUCCCUGGCAAUUCUAUUGAUGUAUACUUAGAACCGUUAAUUGAAGAGUUGAAAGAAUUGUGGGAAGGGGGUGUUGAAACAUUUGAUGUGGUUCAGAGACGGAACUUUAAAUUGUCUGCUGUAGUUUUAUGGACAAUAAAUGAUUAUCCAGCCUAUGCUAUGUUAUCUGGUUGGAGCACUAAAGGUGCACUAGCAUGUGCGUGUUGCCACUGA
Molecule: messenger RNA, 1200 nt
Organism: Arachis ipaensis
Lineage: Eukaryota; Viridiplantae; Streptophyta; Magnoliopsida; Fabales; Fabaceae
Source: RefSeq, a predicted model, not a curated record